AAGGAAUUGCUCUUCCUUAACAGUCAUCAACUAAUAGCCUUCCAUUUUACUGUGGUCAAUGGCACUGAGCCGGAGGAUAGCGAAGAGAUAUUCAGUAAUACAUUCCCAGACAUUCCGCUGAGUACGUUACGUUUACUUGAUGAGUCAUCGAUGACUGGAGUUGGCCAUGGAAAUCGUUUCCAUCCCGGUCCUGUGUAUGCAAUU
Molecule: messenger RNA, 204 nt
Organism: Loa loa (African eye worm)
Lineage: Eukaryota; Metazoa; Nematoda; Chromadorea; Rhabditida; Onchocercidae
Exons: 2
Source: RefSeq, a predicted model, not a curated record